AUGGAAUUUUAUUUAAUAGCAAUCCUUUCCUUGAUAGCAUUGAUGGCCUACUUUUUAAUUUUAAAACCUUUAGUUCCUUUACUAAUAUUAAAGCUACAAUUAGGAGAUAAAGCAAUUUUAAUGUUUUAUCCCAUCUCUGGCUUAUUGGGUGUAUUUACAAAAUCAAUUAAAAAUAAUCAUGAUGUUAUGGAAACAAUGAAUAAAGCUCUUAGAAAAAAUCCUAAAGCAAAAGUUAUUCUAUCUAAUUAUUUUACCACACCUUGUAUCUUGAUAACAGGAUCAGAAUACAUCAAGGAUACAUUCCUAGACCAUAAUGAUUUUGAAAAAAUAAAUCCAUUUAUGCUACCUUCCUUUAUUUAAAGAGGAUUAUUAAUGAUGGAAGGUGAAGAUUGGAAAAGAUAAAGAAAGUUUUUAGGUUCUGCAUUUACAUUUGAAAAAUUAAAAUCAAGAUUACCUAUGAUGAACAAGGUUGUCUAAUCAAUAGCAGAGAAGGAUGAUAAAAAGAAUCUAAAUGAUUUUAUGGCUAGAAUAACUGGAGAAGUAGUUAUUAAAAGCUUUUUUGGUGAAUUAGCUGAAGGAUUAUAAUUAGAAGGUAAAGAUGCAUAAAUAGCACUCAUAUAAUUAACUGGUGAAAUUGGUUUAAUGUAAAUAGAAAAUAUAUACAUUUUUCUAAAAUAAUUAUUAUUUAAAGAAAGAGCAUGGGAUAUUUUUCCUGGUUAAAAGGAGAAAGAUAUAGUAAGAAGAGUAGAGAAUUUAAAAAUGAAAGUUAAGGAAUUAAUUGUAAAAAGAAUUGAAUAAUUAAGGGAAAACCCAAUUCAAGAUGAAGGUAAGAUGGUUUUUCUAGAUUUAUAUGUAACUGAAUACUUAAAAUAAUAAAAAUAAAAAGAGUAAUAGAUAGAAAUUGAAGAAAUACUACAUCAAUUUAUUACUUUAUUCUUUGCUGGCACUGAUACUACAGCCACAACUUCUGGAACUUGUUUAUAUUAUUUAGCAAAAUAUCCAGAGAUAUAAUCUGAAAUCUUAGAAGAAGUAUAAUAAGUUAUUGGAAAUAAUGAUGUUAAUGAAGAGAAUUUGAAUAAGCUUAAUAAAAUUAAUGCUUUGAUUUAAGAAGUUUUUAGAUUGAAGAAUCCAGCAUUUGUUACUCUUUUUAGAACAGUGAAACAAGAUAAAUAGGUUUAAGAGAUUAAACUUAAAAAAGGAUGGGUAAUAGUAUAAAUGUAAAAUGCAAAUAGUAUUUAAGACUCACAUUUUGAUAAUGCUACUGAAUUUAAUUACAAAAGAUGGUUAAACAAAGGAAAUGUUAUUAAAAAUGAUAAUGGUUUUAUUCAUAUUCCUUUUGCAGCAGGGCCAAGAAAUUGUAUUGGAUAACAUAUGGCAUUGAUGGAAGCAAAAAUUAUCAUAGCAUUAAUUGUUAGAAAAUAUAAAAUAUUGUUAAAUCCGGCAGUUGAGUAAAUUAGAUUUGGAGUCAAAUUUUUAUAAUGCGUUGAACCAGACAAUUGUCUUUUAUUUGAAAAAAGAAUAUGAA
Messenger RNA from Paramecium pentaurelia, 1525 nucleotides. The record is from the annotation of a GenBank genome assembly. Lineage: Eukaryota; Ciliophora; Oligohymenophorea; Peniculida; Parameciidae.